GUGAGUCUGUGGUGUUGAUGUGGUUGGUGUGUAGGUGUGGGGACGAUUGACCGAUGAUAUAUACACACAUUGUAUAUACAUACAGCUGGUGCAAGUCUUGUGUUUGUAGUCUUUAUUGCAGCAGCUCUCACAAUCCUCCUUCAUCCCCCAAUGGAGCAGACUGUGUUGCUGCGGCAAUAUUUCUGUGUGUUGAUGUGUUACUGAUGUACUACCAGCAACAGCACAGCACAUCCACCAAUCACAGUCACAUCCGUCACACUGUGUGUCGUCACCAGGUGUUCCAGAGACGUCGUGACGGCUCCGUUGACUUCUACAGGAGCUGGACUCAAUACGAGGCUGGCUUUGGUGACGUCACUGGCGAGUUCUGGCUGGCUGACGACACCCUUUGGGAUCUUAGCGGCGCGAGUUUUUCAACCUAUGACCGAGACAACGACAAUUACCCUGUCAACUGUGCCGCUUUGUAUCACGGCGCCUGGUGGUACAACGAGUGUAGCAACUCUAACCUCAACGGCCGAUACAUUGCUGACGGGGCCGAUGUUACUGACGGCAUCAACUGGUAUUACGCCUACUAUGACAGGAGCUUCACCUUCAGCGAGAUGAAAGUGAAACCACUGUAACACCACCUUG
Molecule: messenger RNA, 627 nt
Organism: Pomacea canaliculata
Lineage: Eukaryota; Metazoa; Mollusca; Gastropoda; Architaenioglossa; Ampullariidae
Product: ficolin-1-like
Exons: 2
Coding region: 54-617 (187 amino acids)
Source: RefSeq, a predicted model, not a curated record